CAGGUCGAGCAGCGCCUCGCCAAAGUUGAAGCAUCUCAAGCGAACCACUCGCUGCGGCUCGACAUCAUGGCCCAAGAAAUCCAAUCGCUCAAGCGAGCCCUCAACAUCGUGCAGACUGCUGAUCCUCCCCCGCCUGCCAACGCGACGAACAACUUCCAGAGGAAGACCGACCCGUGCAUUCUGGCCCGCAUGCCCACGGGCGACCUCACGGACUUGCGCGUUCCCGAGGACAAGAACACGUUCCAGAUCCGUGGCGAGUUGCCACCAAGCAGGCCCGCAUAA
This is a messenger RNA of Prorocentrum cordatum, 282 nucleotides long. NCBI's taxonomy places the organism in Eukaryota, Dinophyceae, Prorocentrales, Prorocentraceae. The record is from the annotation of a GenBank genome assembly.